Messenger RNA from Jaculus jaculus (lesser Egyptian jerboa), 321 nucleotides. Its product is annotated as 40S ribosomal protein S15a-like. Gene Ontology annotation, molecular function: structural constituent of ribosome. Gene Ontology annotation, cellular component: ribosome; cytosolic small ribosomal subunit. The record is from RefSeq and is a predicted model, not a curated record. Lineage: Eukaryota; Metazoa; Chordata; Mammalia; Rodentia; Dipodidae. The transcript has a single exon. The coding region runs from base 1 to 321 and encodes 106 amino acids. Gene Ontology annotation, biological process: translation.
AUGGUGCACAUGAAUGACCUGGCAGAUGCUCUCAAGAGCACCAACAAUGCUGAAAAAAGAGGCAAAGGCCAGGUCCUUACUAGGCCGUGCUCCAUAGUCAUCGUCCGGUUUCUAACAGUGAUGAUGAAGCACGGUUACAUUGGCGAGUUUGGAAUUACUGAUGAUCACAGAGCAGGAAAAAUUGUGAACCUCACAGGCAGAUUUGAUGUACAGCUCAAAGACUUAGAAAAAUGGCAGAAUAAGUUGCUUCCAUCCCGUCAGUUUGGUUUCAUUGUCCUGACAACCUCAGCUGGCAUUGUGGACCAUGAAGAAGCAAGAUGA